Talaromyces rugulosus is the source of this 885-nucleotide messenger RNA. RefSeq lists its product as uncharacterized. The record is from RefSeq and is a predicted model, not a curated record. The coding region runs from base 1 to 885 and encodes 294 amino acids. Lineage: Eukaryota; Fungi; Ascomycota; Eurotiomycetes; Eurotiales; Trichocomaceae. The transcript is spliced from 7 exons.
AUGUCGUCCGCAGACCUCGACAAGCUCCUCGGCCUCAUCGGCGCUACCAAGCCACUGCCCGAAGACCCUGUCAAGAGAGCAGACAUUGAAACUGUUUUGAAGGAUGGCUAUGUCGUCCUCGACGGACUCCUCGACGAGGAAGACGUCAAGACCCUGGCCGACGAGGUCGACCGCAUGACGGGCGAUGAUCCCAAAUUUGGCCGGAAGACCUUUGAAGGCUGGGCUACUAUCCGUAUCUACUCUUUGCUCAACAAGACUCGCAAGUUUGACAAAUGCUGCCUUUUCGACCGCGUUCUCUCGCUGAACAACUUCUUUAUGCUGGAGGGCUACGGGCUCUCGGCGACAUCGAGUAUCCAGAUCAACCCGGGCGAGAAGGCUCAGCUGAUCCACUACGAUGAUGGAUACACAUAUCUGCCUCGUCCUCGUCCUCCCAUGAGCACCGCUAUUAUGAUUGCUAUCGACGAAUUUACUGUAGAGAACGGCGCGACUCGUAUGGUUCCCGGAAGCCACAACUGGGACUCGAAGCGGGUGCCGACUCCUGACCAGGCCGUUCCUGUGGUUGGCAAGCCCGGAACAGUGGUCUUCUUUCUCGGAACAACAUGGCACGGUGGUGGUCCCAACACAACCGACAAGCCUCGCCGCGCAGCCACUGUACAAUACUGCCAACCAUACAUCCGCCCCGUCGAAAACCAAUUCCUCGCCGUCGACCCCCGUCGUCUUCCAGAAAUCCCAGACGAGAUUGUCAAGAUGAUGGGCUACGGAAUUCUGAAGCCAUUCAUCGGAUACGUUGACGGCCUCGAUCCCCUCAAAGGCGCACGACGCAUGGUCGAUUGGCUGCAGCAACCACUGGAUGCUCAACCCCCUGCUUUUGCUACCAUGACUUGA